This is a messenger RNA of Magnolia sinica, 3021 nucleotides long. RefSeq lists its product as uncharacterized. The transcript has 6 exons. Gene Ontology annotation, molecular function: protein kinase binding. The record is from RefSeq and is a predicted model, not a curated record. Gene Ontology annotation, cellular component: cytoplasm. Lineage: Eukaryota; Viridiplantae; Streptophyta; Magnoliopsida; Magnoliales; Magnoliaceae. The coding region runs from base 585 to 2807 and encodes 740 amino acids.
UAAAACGAUUUCCAGAUUUCCUUCGUUUUCCAGAAAUCGUUUCUUCAAUCUGGCCGGGAAAAGUGAAGUUUGAGAUGAAGAAGCUCAAGGAACUGAAGCACUUCUUGGAACUAGAAGUGGACUCAGAUUGUAAGCAAUCAGAUGGAGAUUCCUCUUCAAGUGUGCAUUUCUUGUAUGUGUGGGAUUGGAUAUUCCUAAUCGAUCAAGCUCUUUUUCACUCUGGCCGCUAUAAAUAUAUCACAGUCUUCUCGCACCUCUAAGUGGGUGUGGGGUAACUAUGACAAGGUGAUUGUAUUGUGCUGGUUGUGGGGAUCCAAAUCAUCCUACAUUUGGAGAUUGUGCCGUAUCUUGGAGGGUCUUUCACUUGAUUAUGGCUAAGGUUAGCAGUGGUUAGGAUUCAGCGUGCUUAGUGCUGUACCUUCUUUCUGCUAGUUUAAUUUUUAGAUUCAACAACUUCAAAUAUGUAAUCUGAACUUCUGACCACAACUGGUCAGAAUAGUUUCUGGUCAAUAGCUUUUAGAUAUUGCUAGUACUCUCAGUGUGUGAAUGAAGCUUUGAGCCUGUGACACUUCUACAUUCCCAAGAUGGUUAGGUUUUCAUGCUUCCCUACCUACAUCCAUUACCACAAGUCAAAGAAAUUUGUUCCACAAUCUGCUGAAGCAAUGGAAAAGAAAAUCCAGGAUUCUCCAGAUCUAGCCCCAAAGAUUUCUGGUAGUUCUUCAAGUUCAAGCCCACUAAAGCUGAAGACAAAUGACAACAAUCCUUCCAACACCAGUGCGGAGCGAAUGACAAGUUGCUCUUCUUUCGAGUGGUGCCUUAAAUCAGAGGAACAGAACAGUAGUUCCCCUCCUGCGGACAAAGGAGAGGUUCUUCAGAAAAUCAGCUUUAAGAAAAGUCAGUCUCUUGGAAGUGGAUUAGAUAAGGAGGGGAGAGUUCCUUGUGGUGUUGACACAGAGGACGAGAUAGAUCACGGUCUCUCCUCUGAUGAUUCUCAUGAGAAGAGCUUUAACAGAAUGUUUGAUUCUUUUGAUCACAACCGAUUGGCAGAAUCAUUUGAUGGAAAGGAUCCAGGAACAGACUUGCUGAACCAGUCACAGCAAACUGUCAUGGUUGAAUCUUUUCAUAUAACUGAUGAUCUUGUGAUCAAGGAAUCCAUCUUCUCCAUUGGAGAGCCACAGCAAUUAGAAAGAGAGGUGCAAGAAGUUUUUGAUACACAUUUAUCUACCGAAAAUGUUGGUGAUUCUGGAAAUCGAACCCCCAGUAGGAUUGAAAGGAUUGUGAAAUCAUGCUCUUUACCUAACCUCAGAAUCUCCAGUGCUAGCCCACGAGAUGGUUUGCCGGCACAUGGAUUCAUGCAGUCAAGGUCUAGAUCUUUUGGUGACCUGCAUGCUCUUGAUGUCAGGAGAGAAAUUCCAAAUAACAAGGAUGAAGUACAUUGUGAUAACAUAUCGCAGACAUCUCAUUUACUUGGAAAAGGAUUGCUUUACCAUGAAGCUUCAGGUGAAGAUUGCGUUGUUUCUAACCCAAGUGGUGGAUCCUAUGAAGUGGCAGAUCAAGAAAGAGAUCAUAUCUUUGAGAGUGGAAAACAUAUAUAUGAGAAUCAUUUUAGUGAUGGAUAUGAUUCUUUUAACUUCCCUGGUUUGGCAAAAGACUGGAGAGUAUCCGAAAUAGAAGAGGUCGAUGAGGGAAACAACAACAUUCAACAAGAAUCAUCAGUUCAGAGGUGGGAUGAAUUGCCUUGCAAAGAUUUUAACAUCAAGCGAAUAGAGGAUUGGGUUAGCAGUAUUGAUCUUCAGACCAGCUACCCUUUGCAAGAACUUGGAGAAUGCUCUAAUUCUACUCCCAAAAUGAAAGAUUCUGUCACAAUAAGUGAUGCGACUGCAGCCAAGUUUGACCAUAGGAUUACACCUGGCAUGGAAGUGGCUAACAAUUACAUCUCUUCAUUGUCUGCUGCAUCUGCAUCAGCGCAGAUGGCAAAUAUUGGGUUGGUUGUGAUCCCAUUUCUUAGCGCUUUCAGCAGCCUACGGGUGCUAAAUUUAUCAGGCAAUAACAUAGUGCGAAUAACUGCAGGAGCUCUUCCAAGAGGUCUUCAUAUGUUAAAUCUGUCAAAAAACAACAUCUCAACCAUUGAAGGUCUUCGUGAGCUGACACGUCUUCGUGUGCUUGACCUAAGCUACAACCGGAUAUUCAGAAUUGGUCAUGGGUUGGCAUCUUGUUCCUCUCUGAAGGAGCUGUAUCUAGCUGGUAACAAAAUCAGUGAGGUGGAAGGGCUUCACCGUCUCCUCAAGCUGAACGUCCUAGACCUCCGCUUCAACAAGAUCUCAACUGCAAAAUGCCUAGGCCAACUCGCAGCUAAUUACAGCUCCUUACAAAGCAUCAACUUGGAAGGAAACCCAGCUCAGAGAAAUGUGGGAGAUGACCAGCUGAAAAAAUAUCUACUCAGCGUUCUUCCCCAUCUGGUUUACUUCAACAGGCAUACAAUCAAGAGCAGCGCUUCGAAAGAAGUCGCUGACCGGCCAGCUCGAUCCUCCACUGCUUAUCAGUUUGACCGUGGCCUGAGAUCAGAGCACAAGCUAUCCUGGAGAGGGAACCAUGGCUCAUCUGCUCAUAAGCCAGCAUCUUCAUCUAGCCAUGGGCGUUUGAGCCAAGCUGUUGCUGGCUUGCCAAAGCGGUCAAGGGGCCACCACGGGCGGCGACCCCCAACCGUAUCAAGAGGAACUCAACAUCAGCUGAAUAUUGGAAGCAAAUUAGUGAACUUUGCUUCAAGCCAUUCCAUGCGCCGUAGCCGAAGCGAGGGAACCCUGUGAGAUAUCCUGCUUCAGACAUUCUGGUGAUGAUAGGUGGACGUGGAUCUAGGAAUAAAAGAAAAUAUAUUUAUGCAAUGUAGGCUUUUAAAAUUUGGAUUUUUGUUUUUUAGUGUUUUUGUAGCAUGGGUUGUUAUCAUGCAGGUUGUGUUUAUCUAUUUCGAUACUUGGAACUUGUUUGCUUUGGGGAUUUUAUCGAAGUUUAUUUUUAUCUUAA